GGUACUCAAUAUACUCAUUAGUCAUUACUCAUUACUCGAGUGUCGAGAACUCGAGAACACCAUAUGAUAUAAAUUAUUGUGGUAGAUCGUAGAUAGUUUAAAUAGUUUAAUUACUUGGUUAUUGCUUAUUAGUGCGCAUAAGUACUCUAGUAUGAGAGUAUGGUUUUUGCAAUAAUAUUGUCUUAACUCUUUACUACAAUGAAUACACAUUGAUUAAAAUUAUAAUUCACACCUAAUAGUGUCUUGUGCACCACGAAGCAUGAACCAUGAUAAAUGAUAAUGUAUUAAUGCAGGCAAUACAGUGCAAUUUGUUCACAGUUUUAUGUCUCGAUGGUUUGUAGAUCGCAGUGCACUUAAUAUACUGUUAUCGGAUUUAGGAAUUUAAUCAAGCAUAAGUAUUGAAUCAUUUAAUGUCAGAACUAUCUUAUAAUUAUUAUAAGAAAGUUUAAAAAUACUAUUAAUUUGAGUAAAUUCCAACGUCGGAAUGUCGUUAUUGACUGUUGCGUAUAAUUCUGAAUAAUAUCAUUGUCAAAAGUGCAUGUUUUAAUAAUGUUUAGUGUACUGUGUACAGUAUACUGUAUACCUACCUCGGUGAUAAAAAAUCAUUUAUGAAACUUGUCGCCAUUAAUCAGACUGUUUAGUAGCGGAUGAAAAAUUAAUUUGAUGGUGUUGUGUAGGAAAUUAUAACUUCUCUUUAGGCAUCGUCAUUAUUCAUAACAAGCAUGGCCCCAAACCAGUCCCAGGACAUCUACUAUGAUUAUUUGUACACAAUAAAUCCAAUUGCAGAACGCAUACGCAAGGAUGUUGACGCUACCAAGGAUGCAUAUCAAUCUUUAUGGCUUGAGCUGACUGUUGACGAACAAAACAAAAUACUGGAAGAAUCAAUUAUCAGUCCAGAAACUGUAUUGAAAUAUUCAAAAUACAAAAAAUCAGAUAAAACAAUUUCUGAAGGUGGAUUUUCUUGGUUUACAAGAAGUCAGUUGGAUCUAUGCAAACAUAUUGAUAGUGUCCGAGAGAACUUCACUGCAAAUGAAUGUAAAACAACAGUUGUGAAACGAAUAGUAACCAAAGAACCGCAAGACAAUAAACUCAUCAGUAAAAUAAAAUCUAAUGCUCUGUUCAAAUCACUAAUGCCAACUGAAGACAAAAACAAAGCUGUGAAAAGUGAUAGGACAAAGCCUAAAUGCCCUCCUCCACCACCACCGCCAUCAGAAGUCAUAAAUCCUAAGCAAACAAUUCAAGAUUCGAAAUAUAAUAUUCUUAAUGAUGAUGAAGAUGACGAUGAUAUUCCAAAGACAGGAUUUGAUUUUUUAGAUAAUUGGUAACAAUUUACUAUACUUGUGAACAUAAUACAAAUGAAUGAAUAAUUUCACAAUUUACAAUUUUAUAGCAUUUUAAAAAUAUUUUUAAGAUUUGAAAUGUUGAUAUUAUAUUGGAGUAGCUAGUUACUAGUUGAAUUAUUUAUGUAUCUACACGAUUCUAUACUAUAAUAUUUAUUAAUUUCAAAAUAAUUUAUUAAAUAAUAUAAGAUGAUUAAAAAAUCGGGAUUUAACAUUAACAGAGUUAAAAUAUUAUACCUACAUCCAAUUUUCGAUUUAUAUAGUACUAUAUUAAUAUGAUUUAUUGUUGUUAAAUUCCAAAAAAUACUCUUCCAUGUGCAAACGCUAUGUAUUAAUCAUGUACAUAAUUAUUUUAGUUACCUAUUUGCUUUUAAUUGCAUUUCACAUAAAACUAUUUAUUUUAAUCCUAUAAGCAAGGCGUAUUAUUACAAUAUUUAAAUAUAACAAGCACAAUUUACUUACUCAUUAUUACCCUAUGGCCUAUAUGGUAUAUAGCUAUAUGUAUUAAAAAUUUAUUACAUUACAUAUCAACAUUAAACAUUUCUUUUUGGCCAUAUAAAUAUUUGUUACCGUUGUCUAUUGAUUAUUAUUAAUAAUAAUGUAUACCUAUAAUAUAUUAUGUAAUUUUCCUUUUUUUCAGUUUAGUUUUUUAGUUAAAUAAAGAGUCCAUAAUACCUAA
Acyrthosiphon pisum (pea aphid) is the source of this 2019-nucleotide messenger RNA. RefSeq lists its product as uncharacterized. The transcript has 3 exons. The record is from RefSeq and is a predicted model, not a curated record. Bases 723 to 1325 code for a protein of 200 amino acids. NCBI's taxonomy places the organism in Eukaryota, Metazoa, Arthropoda, Insecta, Hemiptera, Aphididae.